Molecule: messenger RNA, 2725 nt
Organism: Nematostella vectensis (starlet sea anemone)
Lineage: Eukaryota; Metazoa; Cnidaria; Anthozoa; Actiniaria; Edwardsiidae
Product: medium-chain acyl-CoA ligase ACSF2, mitochondrial
Exons: 3
Coding region: 107-1816 (569 amino acids)
Source: RefSeq, a predicted model, not a curated record
UGUAACUACCUCCCCGCGUAGUCUCGGUUUUCCUUUGUUAGGCCCGGUUCCUCAAUGAGACUAGUCGACAACAGCCACACAUAACAAGCAUACGGGAAUAUCUCAAAUGAUGUCACCGAACUUGAGCUAUAUACAUGUGCCUCAUGCGUGCCCGAUGGACUCACGCCUCUUACACCAGUAUCUUGACAUACGUGCUGAACAGAAUGCUGGGACUGAGGCCGUUGUGAUGUAUAAUAUGCAGAUGAGUCGGUCCACUAUGACUUACGCCCAGUGGAGAAACAGGUCCGUGUCUCUCGCCGCUUCUCUCCUCGAGUUAGGCGUGUCACGUGGGCAGCACGUGCUUCUAAUCGGAGGGAACACCCUCGAGUACAUCGUGUUCCUCAUGGCACUACAUCGCAUUGGUGCUCUAGCGAUUCUGCUGGGUCCUGGAGACCUCACACCUGCUAACACCGCCCUGCUAAAGACCCUCGACUGUACAGCAAUUGCAUUUAACCCGGUGAUGAAGGAGUCCCAGGAAAGACAGCUGUGGACCGGUCUUAAGGAGCUAACCGACAAAAAAACAAACAUAAUCUUCUUUGGAAACUUCAAUUUGGCACCCAGCUUCCUCACUGCUACUAAGAUUCACUUGUAUGAUGACCUUCUGAAGCGAGGGGAGUUACUAGGAGUUGAAGAUGUGUUGACCGUCCAGGCUCAAGUCCAAGGCGAUGAUCCUAUUGUUGCAUUGGCAACUUCAGGCACGACAGGGAUCCCAAAGUUUGUCCAACACACGUCGCAUGCCAUAGUGAAUGUCAAGGGAGGUGAACCCUCAACUGAUUCUUCUAAGAUGAGUAGGGGAAAGAUUAUCAGUUUUGUGGAUCGUCCAGUAUCUUGGAUAGGCGGCCUGACACCUUUUUAUAACAGCCUUUAUUCAGAAUCAACUGUGGUUUGGAUUCCCACAGAGAUAGGAUUGUCUAACAACCCGGAUAUCUCAUGUGAGGUAAUCCAGCGGGAAAAAGUCAUCUCAUGGAGUCCUAGCCCAUCCUUGAUCCCAAGGCUCCAGGAAUUGCAAUCGAAAUAUGACCUGAGUAAUGUUAAGAUAAUAGUUAUGGCAGGGCAAGCAUUGACGGCUGAUGACCUUUGGUCUGUCAUAGAGGCGUUCCCAGCAGCUUAUAUUUUCCAGGGGUAUGCCUCAUCUGAGGGAUUGAAGAUAUCUUUUAGAUUACUCAACAAGGAUAUACAAGAGAAGUCAUCUGUCGCUAAAAUGCAAGUAUUUGCUGGUGUGGAAGUCAAGAUAGUUGAUACGGAUGGUAAGGUCGUUCCUCGGGGGCAACCAGGAGAAAUCUGCUGCAGAAGUGAGUGUGUUUUCUUGGGCUAUUUAGGGAACCCAGAGGCAACGUCUCGAGUGAAGUCCCCACAAGGAUGGCUACACACAGAGGAUUUAGGAACCAUGGAUGACCAAGACAUGAUUGAGGUUACCGGACGCAAGUCAGAAAUCAUCAAACGAGCGACUGUCAAGAUAUUCCCGGGCGAGAUCAGGGCAGAGCUUGUAAAGAACCCAAUCGUUGCCGACACCAUCGUCAUCGGUGUCCCUGACAAGAUGUUGCACGAGGAGAUUUGCGCAUGCGUAGUGCUUCGAAAAAAUGCAUGUGAUGACGUGCCCUUGGAUGCGCUAGCUGAUUGGUGCAACGGGAAGUGGCCGCCGCGAGCCGAUGGUUUGAGCUUGAAGCCAAAGUACUUCGUGGUAUUCGACGAGUUUCCGAUGACACGAAGUGCGAAGCUUGAUUUACAUGGGAUCAAGAAAAUAGCUUUGGGAAAGCUCGGACUCGAAGGCAAAUGAGCCAUCGAUUUAACGUCGUCUUUAAAAUGACUCUGAAGCAGACUUGGGUGACGAAUCUUCUACUGCAGCAAAGAAUAAAUGAACAUUAGAUUCACAUUAGACUGAUUGUAGUAGCGAACUAGCAUAUAGAAUCACUAAGAGGAGGGAGGAAAGAUCUCGAUUCAAGAGCCCCUCAUUCAUAGUUAAUAAUUUUUCAUUUAUACAACACUCAAAAAGAUCCCCCCCCCCCCGCUUUUUGCGGGCAGGAAGCUGGCAUAUAAACUCAUUUCUCAAGUUAUGACACGGAAUUUGCAGACCGAACCAAGCAGACCCAGGCUAAAGGUGGACCAUGUAGUACAGUUAACACCUGCGGCACAGCUUUUAAAAAGCGCUCAGCCGUACGCGCCUUUACCGUGAGCUGGUAUGGGUAAAAUGUUGCUUAGAAUUUUUAUUUUAUUUUCAGGACUUUAAAAUAGACUGUUGUUCUGCUAUUCUGACAGCAAAUCAGGCUGUGUAGGUUCUUAGUUAUUGGUUAAUGUUUUUUUAUAUACACAGAACAAUUACAACCGUCAGUCACUUUUCAGAAUGCAUGCUGAUAAUAACAGUAAUCAAUAACACAACAUGUGUGUAAUGCACCAAACAUUAUGAAAAGUAUCAAGUCAUGUCCUGACAUUUUAUAUUAUAUAGGUUUCACAUAUAGUCCACAGGCCAAUACCCCAAAAUUAGCUUUUUGGUACCAAGAAAGGUGACAAAGGCUAUCAUACCUUUUUGAAAUGGUUAUUAUCUGUAGUUUGUGGAAAUUUAUGAUAGACAUUACAAAUGAGUAGCUUUGAGUAUGUAAUCACGUGACAAAGUGACGUCAUUAUCCUUUCUAUAUCAUGCUUACUUUAUGUACUUGGUAGAGAAAAAACAUAAAAGAAGACGUUUUAA